AUGCAAUCUUCUCAUUAUACGUCUUUGACAACAGCUUCGGAAUCUAAAGUAAUGGCUGAACCCAGAGUAUCUUCCAUUGAUGGGAAGUUAGCUGAAGAAUUUGCAGUCCCCUCCCACGUUGAGGAGGUCAAAGAGAAGAUGGCUACUUUCGCCAGGCAUCAUGACGCAGCCGGUCGCAGGGUGGUUCUCAUAACAUCAGGAGGCACCAAAGUUCCCCUAGAGUCUCGCACUGUUCGCUUUCUCGAUAACUUCAGCAGCGGCAGACGAGGAGCCUCCUCAGCAGAGUAUUUCAUAGAUUCGGGCUAUGCUGUCAUUUUCCUACACAGGCAUCGCUCCCUCUAUCCCUACACACGUAUGUUCUCAACCAUAAACAUGCUGGAUGCCCUGAAGUUCCGAGGUGGAGAAGGAGCAUCCAGUAACUCUGGUGAAGUGGUGGUUAACCAGCAGGUCCUUCCCAACAUAGCCAAAGCGCUAAAGCGAUACCAGGAAGUGAAAGAAGGUGAACUCCUUCUGCCCAUUGAGUUCAGCACUCUGUCAGAAUAUCUGCAUCUACUCAAAGCAGCAGCACAGGCACUCAGCACUAUAGGAUCCAAGGCCAUGUUUUACUUGGCUGCAGCUGUGUCGGAUUUCUAUAUCCCAGCAUCUGAGAUGCCUGAACACAAAAUCCAGUCUUCCAAUGGACCUCUUCAACUCAGCAUGAAUAUGGUCCCCAAGAUACUGUCCCCGCUGGUGAAGGACUGGGCGCCUCAUGCUUUUGUCAUAUCUUUUAAGCUUGAGACGGAUGCAACCAUCCUGCUGGACAGGGCUCGGCGAGCUCUGGACACCUACAGGCACCAGGCUGUGGUGGCCAACGUGCUGGACUCUAGACGGGGUUACGUGGUGGUGGUGACCCGUGACUCUCAGGCUGAGCUGAUGGUCACAGAGGAGGAUGUGAAGAAUGAGGUGGAGAUAGAGGAGAGGAUAGUGAGCAACCUAACAUUGGCACACAACAAGUUUAUAACUCAACAAGCAGGCUGACAGUUAUCUGUACUGCAUGUUUGAGUGAAUGGCACAGCUGUAAGUUGUUUGUGCUCUUAACCAAACCUAAAUUUGACUUAAAUUAAUUUUCCUGUUCUGCUGAUGAGUUUCUGUAUAUUCAGUAUGCUGUUUGGUUGCAUAACCUUAAUAAUAACUCUAAACACAUGCCUCCCCUUGUCCUUUAAUGUAAUCUAAAAGCAGGCAUCUAAGCGUAUGUGUUCCAUUUACGUCAGAACUUCGAAGCUGAGAAUCCCGUCACACCCGUGUCAGAUUUUCAUUAGUUCUAGCCCGGUUAGCCAUAGGUAGCGAUGCCAGUUUAUAACAACGCAUCACGCUGUUUUUUGGGCCUACAAACAAGCGUAACAUGUCCACAGAGAAUAUGGACAGCACUGUGUGUACAAUUGGUUUAGUGAGACACAAAUAACACAGAAGUGCUGUAUGUUACUACAGCUUUCACAACUGUUGGUACACGGAGCAGCCUCGUUGGACCGAGAUCAGCCCGAGUUCAGGGGGCGUUUGCGACCUUGACCUCGGAAAAUCCGACUUACGAGAACAAAUGGAACGCACUAUUUUAAGGGUGGCGCUGUACAUGGACAGUAUACAAUUGAAAGUUUAUUGAAUGUCAAUUCACAUUGCACAAUGAUCUAGAACAGGAAAAAAUAUUUUGAUGUAUUUUUUUACAAAAGUGAAUAAUUCAGUGGCAUGCUUUACUACACACCU
This is a messenger RNA of Etheostoma cragini (Arkansas darter), 1737 nucleotides long. It is a transcript of the gene ppcs, whose product is annotated as phosphopantothenoylcysteine synthetase. The record is from RefSeq and is a predicted model, not a curated record. Lineage: Eukaryota; Metazoa; Chordata; Actinopteri; Perciformes; Percidae. The transcript has 4 exons. Gene Ontology annotation, biological process: coenzyme A biosynthetic process. Gene Ontology annotation, cellular component: cytoplasm; nucleus. The coding region runs from base 1 to 1017 and encodes 338 amino acids. Gene Ontology annotation, molecular function: phosphopantothenate--cysteine ligase activity.